UAGCAGGCCGCAGAUGGGCGUUCAGGUAACGUCGCGACGGAGGAGCCAGCCGGAUAACUCCUUUGGGUAGAUAACGUCGGCAGUCCAGUUGUGAAGGCCCGGUGAUAAAUAUCGAUAUGUGUGCCCGCACCGAACCUUAAGGCUCUGUGAGGUUAUAUACCUACAGUCAGUGUUCAGAUUUCAGUUUCCAUUUAACCCUUAUAAACAGUAGGCUACAGUUCCCUUGACAUGACAUAGGCCAAUUUGAAGUCCCGUCUUGUGACUGUCGAAUAUGUAUAGCGCCUCACAAUCAUGACACGUAACAUAGCUGGCACUGGUAUCAUCCUCUGUAAUCACUUCACCAAAUAUAUAGUUUUAUGGCCAACCCUUCUCUUUAUUUUCAAUUCUCCUUCAGCAUCUUUUAUCUUAUUGAAUUAAACUUCGACAAUGGCCUUUUCCCCCGUGGAUUGACAUUAACGUUAACCUUAAUAUGCGAGGUUAAAAUUGUGAUUUGAAAGGACAUGUCCUACUUGCUAAAUCUGUGCCAUUCAGGUCUCCAUAGUGUCAGAUCUAUCAUGCCAGAGUUCGUUCAGAGGCUGAUCAGUAGUCAGAGGAUUUAGCAACUGCUUAGAUUUAGCAAACGAAUGUUAGUAGCUAGUGAAGCUAGACGAAUUUGAGGGCACAUCUGUUGCUUGCGUAGAACAUUGUUUAGUAGGGUAGUAAUUUAGCAAUCGGGUGAUACAUAUAACGUUAGCUAAGAUAGCUAGCCUAACGUUGACGUUACAUACUUAGUAACGUUGGCUGGCUAAUUUAGCAUAGCAAUCCACAUCCAUGCAAUGGCAGGAAACGUGAAAGACAAGGAGGCUUUUCAAAGACUGAACUUCCUGUAUCAGGCUGCACACUGUGUUUUGUCUCAAACCUCUGAGAAUGUGGAGUUAGCUCGUUUUUACUGCUUCACUCAGAAGACAAUCGCAAAACGUUUGGUACUGAGACAAGACCCCUCAGUGAAAAGAACAUUAUGUAAGAAGUGCCUCUCUUUGCUGGUCCCAGGAGUAACUGCCACAGCCAGACAGAGAACGACUAAGCAUAGAAACCGCAUGACUGUGCUGCGAUGUCUUCGCUGUGGGCAGUGCAAGAGGUUCCUAAACAAUCCGGAGCAUCGCCUGUGGGUGGACCAGCCUGAGGCUCAGCUGGAGAACCAAUCACAGCCAGAACAAGGUCCCUCCACUAAAGAGUUGAAGGAGAAAGCAGAUGGACCCAUAUCGCAGCUAUCCUCCACAGGGCCUUCCUCUACCCAGCACCAGGUGCCUCCAUCCAAGCCCAAAACCUGAGCCCUGUGGCCUCAGUAGCCCAUUCGCAACUGGACAUAGCUGCUUUGUGUGGCUUUGACACAUAUAGUUAAAAAAUAUCAUAAAUGUUUGAAUAUGAUGUUGUUGUUUUUUUUGCCAGUGACAACCUGUUACAUCAGUGGUAUGAUGUAACAGGUUGUCAUUGUAAUGGGAGAGGUUGAGGUUGGUUAAAAAUACAUUUGAUGUUUAGUUUACCUCAACGUGCUCACAGUGUACAGGAAGUUCAGGAACGACAACCAAUGUUAAAUGUCCUUUUCAUAAACAUUUAUUUUUAAUUUAUUUAUUACUUCUGUAAGAACACAGGCGAUAUGAGUUGUACUAUCAUAAAUGUACAGAUGUUCUACAGCCCACACCUUCUUUGUCAGUAACUUAAAGAGAGAAUAGGCUGUUGAAUAUAAUGCUCAGUGCAUAAUGAAAUAUCUUCUCCCAAUAGGAACAAAAUUGAGUAGUGUGUUCCUAAUGCACUAUAUGUCCUAUAUUGCCUCAGCUGAGGUGGAUGAUGUCUUUCUUUCACUUUUUCUUUUCAUCUCCGUCCCCCUUUGGCACCUGUACGUGGGUCUUCUGGGAAUACAGCAGAUUCUUUGCAAAAAUCCUGGGGAUGUGACCCAUGUACAGGAGAAGGGCCAGGGUCAUUCCUGAAAAAAGGAUAUCUGUAUUACCAGCUUGAUAAGCAAUUAUGCCUCAUUGUUAUGCAUAAAGCCUGUUUCACACAUUACCUUUGGCAAUUACAUUUUGUCUAUUGGUAUACUUUUAUUAGGGGUUUGUAUAUAAUGAACCAUUUCUGAUUUGACUUACCAAUAA
This is a messenger RNA of Oncorhynchus kisutch (coho salmon), 2129 nucleotides long. Its product is annotated as ribonuclease P protein subunit p21-like. Gene Ontology annotation, cellular component: nucleolar ribonuclease P complex. The coding region runs from base 816 to 1310 and encodes 164 amino acids. NCBI's taxonomy places the organism in Eukaryota, Metazoa, Chordata, Actinopteri, Salmoniformes, Salmonidae. Gene Ontology annotation, biological process: tRNA processing. The record is from RefSeq and is a predicted model, not a curated record. The transcript is spliced from 5 exons.